Anarrhichthys ocellatus (wolf-eel) is the source of this 504-nucleotide messenger RNA. It is a transcript of the gene ndufs6, whose product is annotated as NADH:ubiquinone oxidoreductase subunit S6. Lineage: Eukaryota; Metazoa; Chordata; Actinopteri; Perciformes; Anarhichadidae. Bases 45 to 434 code for a protein of 129 amino acids. The transcript has 4 exons. Gene Ontology annotation, cellular component: respiratory chain complex I. The record is from RefSeq and is a predicted model, not a curated record. Gene Ontology annotation, biological process: mitochondrial electron transport, NADH to ubiquinone.
AGUGUCCUCUGCAAGGCAUCUUGGGAAAAGAGGCUGUUGUAAACAUGGCGUCCUCGGUGUGUAGAGUCUUGUCCUUCACUAGAAAUGCUAAGGUGCUUGCUUCACCUUUGAGGCUGACCGCCAUACCUGUUUAUCGCUACAGCGUAGAAGUAUCCAGCACCGGUGAGGCCAUCACUCACACCGGCCAGGUGUUUGAUGAAAGUGAUCCUAGGAGAGCCAGAUUCGUUGGCAGACAGAAAGAGGUGAAUAAGAACUUUGCAAUCAAAUUGGUGGCCGAGGAGCCAGUGACUGAAAUUGGGGCCAAUGUGGUGUCCUGUGAUGGAGGUGGAGGAGCCCUGGGUCACCCCAAAGUCUACAUCAACCUGGAUAAAGCCACAAAAGUGGGCACAUGUGGCUAUUGUGGAUUACAGUUCAAGCAGAAGCAUCAUCACUAAACUGUUUCCUCUCUCUUUGCUUCUCUGUAUAAAUUGCCAUAUUGGUUAAUAAAUUAUAUGUUGUCCGUCA